Hemiscyllium ocellatum (epaulette shark) is the source of this 4812-nucleotide messenger RNA. RefSeq lists its product as uncharacterized. Gene Ontology annotation, cellular component: membrane. Lineage: Eukaryota; Metazoa; Chordata; Chondrichthyes; Orectolobiformes; Hemiscylliidae. The transcript is spliced from 9 exons. The record is from RefSeq and is a predicted model, not a curated record. Bases 74 to 1081 code for a protein of 335 amino acids.
UGGACUGCAGGCUUUCUGGCCUAGAGAUUUCAGGGAAGUGAUCCGGACCCGGACCCGGACCCGGACGGGCAGGAUGUGUGGAGGGUCCCGGCCACACUGCGGGGGGAUCGAUGCCAAGUACCUGCUGCUGAAACUCACCCUGGGGAUCUUCGCGACAUUUUUCUGGCUGCUGGGACUCCUCAUCUUGUGUAUCGGUAUUUACGCAGAAGUGGAAAGACAGCGGAACAAGACAAUGGAUGGCUUCUUUAUUGCCCCAGCCAUCAUCCUGUUACUGCUGGGUCUGGGCAUGUUCACCGUCUCCUUUGUUGGCAUGAUUGGAGCUCUGCGAGACAACCAACUGCUGCUUAAAGUGUUUAAGUGGACGCUUGUCACCGUGGUGGUUCUGCAGUUAAUUUUCAUAAUCGUCAGCGUUUUGUGCCGCAAUAAGGUACUUUUGUUGUUCAAAGCCAACGUGCGUGAGGGGAUUAAAUACUAUUAUGACGACUUGGAUUUCAAAAAUAUUCUGGAUCGCAUCCAGAUCAAGUUUUCAUGCUGCGGGGGAGAUGACUACAUGGACUGGGCAGUGAAUCAAUACCAUGCUUGUGAUGCACCAGGACCACUGGCCUGUGGAGCACCAUAUACUUGCUGUGUGAGGAAACAGGGAGAUGUCAUCAACACUCAGUGUGGAUACCAGACACUGCAUCUAGAGCGUUCUGAGGUUGAUGGCAUCAUCCAUGCCCGAGGCUGUGUCGACGCAGUCAAUCUGUGGUUCAUGGAUAACAUUGGCAUCACAGCGGGAAUUCUUGCUGCCCUGCUCCUGCCACAGUUUGCUGGGAUUGUGCUGAGCUGUAUGUAUCUGAAGAUACUUUCACAACACAUGGAUGAACUGGAUGGGUUCAGAAUGGACAUUCCUUUUGAGCUGUUGGAUCUUUCAGGCGCUGGAUGGUGUCUGUGUCUACCGAGAGAGGGUGGCUACCAACAAUUACAAAGAGCUGACAGCAAUGCUGACUUCCCGGAUGAACUGGAUUCAGCCCAAGACAUGCAGCUGAUCAGCACAGAACAAGGAGAAGUGAUCGGACAAGAGAUCCCAAGUGUCAACUAGUGUCAAAGUCUGACACCUGCCAGUUCAGUGACACUGAACAGAUAUGCAGCAGCUUUGACAUUCUCCAUAUGUAAUUGGUUUAGUUAAAGUUGCCCAGGUGCAGGAGACAAUUUAUGCACUUCUUGGCAACAGUAUUCAGUCACCGUGAUAGCAAAAACCAAAUUACAACUGGAAACGAGCUCAGACUUGCUAUAUUUGGAGAAGAUGCUGUCAAUCCUGUGCAACUUGCUCAGCUCUUCCCCCCCCCCCCCAAUCCCAUGGGCAAUUCUGUGUCCCAUACAGCCUCAUACGUUGGAAAAUAAGUGACUGUUUUUAGGCAAGUGAUCAUCUGUAAAUUACACAGCGGAACCUGAUGGAGAAGUAACACCAGCUGGAAAUACAUAUAUCCAGUACUUGUGCACGAGCACUUUGCUGGCCUGCAAUCUCAGUUGUUGAUCUUGCUAUAACCACUGGAAGAGUUGCUGAGCAGGGACUUUUGAUUUGAGAUCAGCGAAUGCAACCACUAUUUUUUUAGAUUCCUCGUUUCAUCCAUUUAUUUAAAUCCUGCAACCCAAAGUUCCCAGUGCCAUGUAACUUUGUGUGUUUUCCAUUCUGGAUCAGCCAGUGUACGUUUUAUAUUACAAAUGGUUUUAUAUUCUCAUUGUGCUACUUUCUAUAGGUGGAAAGUCAGAGCAAGUGAAUAUUUGCAAGCCAGGUUACCCUCAGUCAUUAUCCGCACAGUGUUUCAGCUUUGCUGGUACUUGUAACUUUAAAAUUACAGUCAGAACAAAGCAACUUUUGUGAAUGUUACUUUCCAUCAUUUUAAUGUCAGUGGAGAAUGAACAUAUCUUCAGUGCUAUAAUUGAUUCAGCUCAAAUUCUAGGAGCAACAUGAUCUCUAUUUUCCCUCGUCAUGAGAUAACAUAGACUGAACAAACUAAUAUGACUGUGACCUGUGUGUGGUGGUCUAAUAUCUUUGGCAAAGGCAGCUACAGCAUACUAUUGCUCAGAUUUCAUUGUCUGUUGGCUAACUUGCCAUUUCACUCGCAGUUUUAUACCACAGUAAUACCGUGAUAUAUCCUGAACUUUACACCAUGGUCUUCCACUGAUUCAUCACCAAAUAACACAGUACCACAUCACAAUGCUCGGUUUUAUCUUGUGUCAUAAUUUUCAGCAUUCAUUAACACUGGAUUGGUGAGAAAUUGCCAAAUUUCCUUUUCAAUAAAAGGGAAAUAUCUUGAAAAUACUCAGCAGGUUCGGCAGCCUCUUCCUAAUAAAAGUCAACAUUGAUAAAAAGUCAUUGAUUUGAACUGUGAACUCUGUUUCUUCCUCCACACUUGCUGAGUAUCUCAAGCAUGUUCUGUGUACAUUUGAAGUUUCCAGCAUCUAAACUAUUUGAGGCUGUGUUCAUUGAGAAACCGGUGGGUUGGUGGCCUGCAGACAUUCAGCAUUGCACUUAAUACCUCUAUUCAUUGCACAGCUCCAGAUCAUUUCAGUCUCAGUUUGUUAGUUCUUUCGAAAAGGACCCAGAUGAGCAAUGUACGAUUUUCAGGUCACUGUCCUUUCUCCUCACAGAGUUGAAUUUGAAUCCAGCCCAGGUGUAGCAAUUCUACCUCUAUCCCUUCCGAUCUGCCAGGACAUAAUACAAGUUGACUUUACGCUAAACAGACAAGGAGGGAACACUUCAACAGUCAGGGACAUUUGGCCUCAGACGUUCAGGUGACCAUCCUCCAAGGUGGACUUUGGGAUAUGCAACAACGCAAAGUGGCCAAGCUGAGGCUGAUAGCAAAGUUCAGUAUCCAUAAGAAUGGCCUCAACCAGGACUUUGGGUUGAUAUCAGACUUCAGGUGACCCCCACUGCACUACACACACACACACACACACACACACACUCAUGCAGACCCUCUCUCAUUCACAAGCUCUCUCAAUUACGCGCCAUGGUUAGAUAGAUUGGACAGUGAGAGCCUUCUUCCUUGGAUGACAAUGGCUAGCUUGAGGGGACAAAGCUUUAAAUUGAUAGAUAUAGGUAAGAUAUAGGGUGAUAGAUAUAGGUAAAUGUCAGAGUAGUAGGGGCAUGAAACGCACUGCGUGCAACAGUAAUCAACUUGCCAACUUUACGCACAUUUAAAUGGUCAUUGGAUAGGCAUGUGGAUGAGAAUGGGCCAGAUUGGUUCCACAGGGUGGCGCAACAUCGAGGGCCAAAGGGCCUGUACUGCGCUGUAAUGUUCUAUGUUCUAUAACCUGGUGUUGUGUGAUUUUUAACUUAAUUCUAAUGGACAGUGGAGUAGGUUCAGUGAAGUUGCCAUAUUCACAGAGGAUCACUCCCCCACUAGAGAGAGAUGACCGUUGAGGUAUUUGAGCUGAAGAUCAUUGUGUCUCAGACAUGGGACAAGGUUGAGAAGGCAGGGUGUUCGUGGUAAUCUCAGCCAGUGCAGAAAUUGAACCAAUGAUAUUGGCAUUAUUCUACAUUAUAAACCAACAAGCCAGCCAACCAAUGAAUGGUAUUCAUUGUGAUGAAUGGUACUGGGAAUGGUCAUUUAUUCUGACAUCUGCCUGCUUGAAACUGACACUCCUUAUUCAUAAUGAGCACCCAAAUUCACCUUCAAAGAAGGUGGAUCACAAAGCAGUAUGUCUAUAAUAGAAUGGAAGAUGGGAGAGAUAAAUGAUAGAGGAAUAAUGUAGCAAGACAGAAAGAAGUGAGAAUGGGCUGGAUGAGAAAAUAAGAGACAUGUCUUAGGAAGAGGUAGAAGCAGGAAUAACAGAAUUGUUACCAAAAUUUGCUGUUAAGAACAGGUUCUAAAAAUAAUCCAGGGUGAUAGAAAUUGUUAACCAGAAAGAGUAUAAUUUGGUUGCAGUAUGUUCAAUGCAUGAGAUUGUAGCUUUUUAAUAAGGAAGGGUGAAGGCUGAUAAUACACAGCCUUUAAUGUGAUGUCUGGGAUUGUAAUCAAUUUUUCUUCUCCUCGUUUAUGACCAACCUUAGCAAAUUAAAUAAAUCAAGUCGUUUUCAUUGGUGCUCACUAUUGGUUGGAUUCCCUUGUGUGAGAUUAUACCAUUGAAAGACAGAAAGCAAGUGGAAAGCUCCCAGGAGAUUGUUUUCACAGAGAAUUCAUUUGAGUGAUAGAGAAGAUAAAGAUCGAUGAAGAAGUAAAGACUUCAUACGCACAGAGAGGAACUCUUUCAGUCACCUCCCCCUCUCAGACAAAUUUAAUCAAUCUUACAGCAAUUUAAAAUUGGAACGUGCCAUGAAAUUUAAGAAGGAACUGAAUCAACAAUUGACUAGUUGAGUGACUGAAGAGUAUGAGAUAUAGUAGAGUGUGGUUAUCAAAUUUUAGUGGCAGAGUGGAUUCAUGGUCCUCUCCAUUCUGAUAAGCAUUUGGAAAUGCCUGCAAUCCUUAUUCAAAUUUGGUUUUAGGCUUGAUCAACUUGAAAUGCAGGGGCUAGAUGGCUUCAUUGUAUUUGAUACAAACUUAAAGCCUUGGAGCUCACUGUGAAUAUCUGUGCCCACUUCUAUGUAAUGUGUCAGUCCUUUUGAGCAGCAGUGAUGGAUCUAAAUGUGACCAAGGCUUUUCUGGGAAAAUAGACGUGCUUGGAAAAUAUGUUAAAAUUAUUCUUGCACUAGAGGGUAGUGUAAAGAAGAUGCACUAACAAGAUGCUUGAUUUUCUUCCAAAACCAGAAUGGAAAUGUGAAUCUUGUUAUGUUGAGAUAUCUUUGUUUUUACAAAUGAAAAACUGAAAUUGUGUGUUGAAGUUUAA